AUGCAAAGAGACUAUAUAAUCUCGCAUUCGUUGUGCAAAAACUUUGAUAAAGGUUCUCUGUCUGUAAGUCGCAUUUAUUGUGCAAAAACUCUGUGUAAUUCAAAAACUGAAGAUGUUGAAGUGCAAUGUCAAAAAAAAAAAAAAACUGACCAAAGUAAGAAUGAAUAA
Molecule: messenger RNA, 168 nt
Organism: Racocetra fulgida
Lineage: Eukaryota; Fungi; Glomeromycota; Glomeromycetes; Diversisporales; Gigasporaceae
Source: the annotation of a GenBank genome assembly